UUACAGGGGGUAAAAGUACCGCGCGGAGUUUGAGUUGUGUCUGUCUGAAGAAUAACUUUAAAAAGUUUUUGUUUAUCGCGAUCUACGAUGUCUGGAAAUGAAGAUCAGACCUCACAUUCGGCCGUUAGUCGUCCACGAAAAGUACUGAGGAAAAGACAAAGUCGCGAUGAUAUUUUUUCCUACAGAGGGAAAAUGGCAUUGUCAUUUAAAGCAAAACAAGUGAAAUUGCAAGACUCUGACAGCUCCGGGUCAGAUGAUGACGAAGCUUUUCACAGAAUGCACACAGCGCAAUACACCAAAAGCGAUUCUUCUGAUUUAAAGAACAGUGACAGCGAAGAUGACUUGUGGGUUACAAAGGAAAUGUCUGUUGAAGAAAUAAACAGCUCAGAAAAUGACAUCAAGGAAACAUAUUUCAGAAGAUCACCAACACCACCCCCUGCAUGGUCUCCAGAACUUUCUGAGGCCACAAAGAUGAGGAUUAACUUGCGUCAAAAUAAGAAGCUUAAGGAACUUGACAUUGUAUUAGACUCACUCAAAAGAUCAACCAAGACAAACUGGGCGUCACCUGACAGUCAACUGUCAAGCAGUGUGAUUUGUGAAAGUGACAGUGAUGGGUUUCCAAGUCCAUCAGAACGGGAUGUUGCUGUUAAAGUUAGAACAAGAUCAGGAAUAAAAAGAUUCACCACAAAGGCUGCAGAACCAUUUGGUAAGAUCAUAUCUCAGCUUGCUCAACUGGAAGGUGUAUCAGAAGAUAAAAUCAUGUUAAGUCUGGCAGAUAUCAACAUCUUGGGUUAUGAUACACCCAUUUCCAUUCACCUCAGUGUAGCAGACAUCAUUGAAUGUGUAGUUAUAGAUAAACCAAUACUGCCAGACAGUGUGGAAGAAGAUGAAAAUUCAAUUGAGAUCAAAGUUCAAGGCAAAGAACCUGACUCAAAGAAAACAUUUAGAAUAUUAAAGACCGACCAGUUAGAGAAACUUAUGACAGCUUACUGCGAAUACAGAAAACUUCCACGUUCAAGAAUUAAAUUCCUCUUUGAUGGAGAGGAUCUGAAAGGAGGCGAAACACCUGAACAGUUGGACAUGGAACACGAGGAUGUGAUUGAUGUCCAAGUCAAGUAGCUUUAAAGCAACAGAACAAAAAGGUGGUAGCUCAUCAACGCCAUAUCGUUCGUUAUUUUUUUCCAGUUGGUUUGGGUCUUUCUUUCAGUGACCUAGUUAAGUAUUUUCAAGUGUAUAUCUGUUUGUGUUGUUGAUAAGAAUUCUUUGAUGCAAUGCUGAAACAACAGUUUGGUGUGAAAUGCUUCCUUUUAAGAAAGUCAAUCGAACUUCUUUUCUCUUUCGUGACUUCUUGUUGAGCAAACCACAUCUUACCUGUCUUCAAGUAAUUAAGUAAUUAACCACAACCAAAAAAGCAGGGUAGUUUUGGAAUAUAAACUUCAUGGAACUGUGAGCCUGAUCAGGUUACGAAGUCACUUCGUUUCCUCUUCUUAAAAAGAAAAAAAGAAUUUAAUCCUUAAACUUCUGUGACGGCAAAAAUUUUUUCCAUGGACUGGAUCCUCUGCUGGCAGAGAUCCUGAUGAACGAUUGCCAAGAUUACAAGGACUGUGUAAGUUUCCCUAGCAAGAAAACAUUUUGGGAUAGUAACGCACUCGAAAAGAUUGCUUGAUCACCUCAAAAACAUCUGGUUUCGAGUCAAUCAUAUUGCGUCUUUGGGUGAAUCUAGAACUGUCUUCAAGCUGAGUCAGAUUCAUCAUUCUCAGUGUCCAGUCGUGCACUGUCUGUAAUUAAUAAUCGAGAUACCAACACUUGUAAGGCGGAUGAAAUUAAAAAAUCUUUCAUUCUAAACACAC
Stylophora pistillata is the source of this 1850-nucleotide messenger RNA. Its product is annotated as NFATC2-interacting protein. Gene Ontology annotation, molecular function: protein binding. The record is from RefSeq and is a predicted model, not a curated record. Gene Ontology annotation, biological process: cytokine production; positive regulation of transcription by RNA polymerase II. Lineage: Eukaryota; Metazoa; Cnidaria; Anthozoa; Scleractinia; Pocilloporidae.